CGGGGCGUCAAUCGGGGGCUCAACCACCGCCGCUCGUAUUGGCGAGCCGGGCUAAACCAUUCGCCGGAAAUCUGUGGGGGGGAGUAAGGGCAUAGCGGGUGCCCCCUGCGUGCUUGCGGAGCGAGUGUCAGGCUUGUUGCUCUAGCUCCCGCCCUCGAGCUACCCUCUCCCCUCCUCUCCGGUCUCUCGUUGGUUUCGCCCCGAGCGGGCCUUAGCGACGGCGGGCGCGCUGGAGGAAGAUGGCGGCUCCGGCCUCUGCGCCGCUGCCGACUCCGUGACCGCGGCGCUCGCUCGUUUUCCCCAUCCCCUCCGCGCUCCCGCGCCCCGUCCCUCCCGGCUUCCCCGCGCCUCUUCUCCUUCCCCGCCGGGGGCGUAGGGACCAUGUCGGAUUCGGAGGAGGAGGAGAGUCCGGACCGCCAGCUCAAGCUAGCGUUGUUGGGGGACGGCACCUCUGGCAAGACAUCCUUAGCCACACGUUUUGCCCAAGAAACUUUUGGAAAACAGUACAAACAAACUGUAGGACUGGACUUCUUCUUGAAAAGGAUAACGUUGCCAGGAAAUUUGAAUGUUACUCUUCAAGUGUGGGAUAUAGGGGGGCAAACAAUAGGAGGCAAGAUGCUGGAUAAAUAUAUCUAUGGAGCUCAGGGUAUUCUCUUGGUUUAUGAUAUUACAAACUGCCAGAGCUUUGAAAAUUUAGAAGACUGGUAUAAUGCAGUAAAAAAAGCGAAUGAAGAUUCGGAAACACAGCCACUUGUGGCCUUGGUUGGAAAUAAAAUUGAUUUGGAGCAUAUGCGCACAGUGAAAGUUGACAAACACCAACGAUUUUGUCAGGAAAACAAUUUCAGUAGCCAUUUUGUGUCAGCCAAGACAGGCGAUUCUGUCUUCCUGUGUUUUCAGAGAAUUGCUGCUGACAUCCUUGGCAUCAAAUUAAACAAAGCAGAAAUGGAACAAUCACAGGUACCCAUUCUCAACAGCAGCAGACCUGAAGAAUCGUGCGUUUGGCUGGCUAUAUUACAACUCCCUGGCUUCUGUAAUUAUUUUCCUUCACUGUUCCAGUCCCCAAUAAUUUCCUCCUAAAGCAGUUUCAGAGUUUUUGCCCUUGUGUUUCUUGUUUUGUUCUUUGCGUUAUGAGUGUUAUCUUGGGAGAUUUUCUGGUAUUUCCUCUGCUGUAAAUAAGGGCUGAGAGAGGAGAAUAUUUCCCAGCAGUAGGAGGGAAGGUCAUCUAGAAGGUCCUUCUCCAUUCUCUAAUAUUGAUUUGUGAUGAGUUAGAGAUGUGAAUAUAAUGUGAUUUUGCUGUGAACACAUGGCAAGACCCAGUUGUGUGUUCUGCUUCAAACUGUAACAGAGUUUUGUUCCUUUUCUUUUCUAAAGAAGAUUUCAUGCUGUUCAGUAAUUGCUCUCAUUAGAGCUAUUUUGCAUGUGACGAUGUUUUAUACCAUGUUGAGUUAGUGGUGAAAUUAGUGAAUUAAUGGUUUUCAGUAUUUUUUUUAAUUUAAACUGUAACUUUAUUAAAUUAAUUAAAAUGUGAGUACUUGCUUACCUGUAUCUACCAGAGCUGGAAAGCACUUAGUUUAUUUUAGUGAAUGUUAGGAGAACAGAAAUGUGUUAAUUGUUCAAAUAAGCAACCAAGCAAGAGGUUUUCUGAUUAAAACCUCUUUUCCCAUACUACCUCCUUCCCUGUUCCUGCUUUUAAAAAUAAUUUUCCUGCCAGGAAGACUGUGUGCUUAGGUUUAAACCAAAAGCAUUUUACAAACCCAGUUUCAGAAACCUCUGAAAACAAAGAUUACACUACUGAGGCAAACCUUACUGUAUCGUGACAUUUAAGACUACAAUACAGUUAUUUUAAAUUUACUUGUUAAACCAAAAGGUGGCUAUGCUGUUGGCUUAGUAUCCUGGAAUUGCUAGUUGCUACUAAUAUUAAACAAGUCCCCCAAAAUAAGUCAACAAGUUUAUUACAAAAAGCAAAACAUUUCUUAUGUACAGCUUGGUCUCCUGCUUCUUGAAACACACAAUAAAUAUAUAAUUUCUGAAAGUGUUUCACCACGGUAAUGUUUACAGUCCGUGUUGAAGUGGUCAAAUAGAAAACUGUACUGCAAACAGUAAAAUGGUGAAAUAUACUUAGAGUGCAUACCUAACAAGCAAAGCAAGAGAGCUUUGAAAAACUUUAAAUUGUAGGCAGAGAAAUACUGUGUGUGUCUUUUCAGUGCUCAUUCACUGCUAAGGUGCCCUCCAUCUAUUGUUCUGAGCUGCAUAAUGACUUAUGUAUAAAUAAUUCGUCACAUAAAGAGUUCUUUAAUUUUUCUUUGGUUGUUUAACUUGCAUUGGAACAUCAGUCUUAUGUUAGGUCAGUCUGUGUUGUGUGAGAGGAAAAAAAUCUUUCUUCUGAUAAUUUGGGUGAAGGUUUUGGAUAGAUACACAAAUAAAUUAAAAAGAGGAUAUGAGAAAUGGGACAGCAUUUAUAUGGAACAUUUGUAGUUUUCUAAAGAAAGCUUCUUCUUUAAAUAAGAACCUGUAUAUAACACUGAAUCAAGAGCCCAUAACUUUGUGUCAGAUCUGUAUCAGCUUUAAGCAGACUUCUUUCUACCUUAGUAUUAUAAUUUCAAUUCAUAGUUUUGUUGACCAGCUCAUUGGAACAUGCAAUACAUGGAUUAGACAAAGCUAAUAUUAUGCAAAUUGUGGUGGCAAUAGCCUAUGGCUAGAUCAUUUGCAUAAAUUAAAUAGUGACUGUGGCCCGUGCACACUACUGUUGAUAUGAGUUCAAGCUGUAGUGGUUUUGAAACAAAACAGAACCCUAGGCCUGUUAGUGGAGUUGGAUAGAACAGAAACUUCAUUGUCUUGCCAUUCUGGUAGAGCAGAAGUCUCUACAUGGUGGGGUAUUGGGCAUGUAGCUGAAGAGUGAGAGCUGUCAAGCAACAACUGGUCUUUGCGAGGUUCUGCUAAUCAAGCAUAGUUUCAGUCUAUUCUGAACAAGCAAGAAUUUGUUAUUGGCAUAACAUUUGUUCCCUUUGAGUACUAUUUUGAGUGGGCAGUAGGAAUUUCCCAAAAUUAAAUCAGUGAGAAACCAAUGGGAAUUGUUUUGGAGCUUCAGUCAGUUAGCAGUAUCUGCAUGUCCAUUGUUGUAUGGAACUGAAUUCCCUAGCCCUUGCUUGAUAUAGUAAAGGGAAAGUCUCUGCAUAAGAUAGGAGAAGGAAAGCUUUAAUUUUCAUAUCGUCAGAGAGAUGAAUAGAAGGACGUUUCUUGAGAGGAAUCUGUAUUUAUUAGUCUGCAGUGGAAAAGCCUAAUUGAAGUUGUAUGUGGAUGCUAUAUUCCAAAAGUGUGGAACUGGUCUCUUGGCUGGGAGGGAGGUGUUAGAUGAUCUUUACUGUUAGGGAGUUAAAGUGGUACACUAGAGCAUAGAGAUGUGGAGUUGGUUUCUGGUUUACCACAGACUUUUUGUAUGUCUGGGACAGAUCACUUAGUGUGUCUUUUUCUUUCUUUUUUUCCUUUUUUUUUUUCUUCCAUCUGCAAAGUGGAUAUUAGGCUUCCUUACAUUGUAAAACAGUUAUGUGAAUGUGUUUGUUAAAAUUUCUAGGCAUUUAAUAUUCUAGCUAUUGGAGUAUAAAAGUAUCUAGAUAGAUAUUAUAAAGAAACAGAAAAAGGAGAGAAAAAAACAAAAGAAGUGAACAUGAUUCAUCCUUAAAUCAAUAAGCAUACAAGCGUUGACUUGGAUUGCAUGUUUCAACAAAGAGUAAAAUAUAUUUUAGUGUUACAAAUGUGCUCUACUUGCAUCCUGGAUUAUGUCUUUGAAUUUUGAAUAUUUUGUGUAAUAUGAGGAUAAAAUUAGGUUUCUUGAUUUUGAAAAAUGAGAAAGUUGUUGCUUGAAGACAUUUGUCAGAGAACAUCAAAUAUCUUCAAAUGUAACACAUUUAGUCUAGGUGAUAAAUAAUGAUAAAAAUGAAAUACUGAAUUUGUGUAAAUCAUGGAUGGGGAAAUGCUGUGAUUUCUUUAUUAUUCUUUUCACUUUAUUAUGUCUGUCUUCAUUAUUGCUGGUUGUCUAAUACUGUGAAUACUCUUUAAAAAUAUUUCCAUCACCUGUGA
This is a messenger RNA of Dromaius novaehollandiae (emu), 4077 nucleotides long. It is a transcript of the gene RAB28, whose product is annotated as RAB28, member RAS oncogene family. NCBI's taxonomy places the organism in Eukaryota, Metazoa, Chordata, Aves, Casuariiformes, Dromaiidae. The transcript has 7 exons. Gene Ontology annotation, molecular function: GTPase activity; GTP binding. Bases 382 to 1077 code for a protein of 231 amino acids. Gene Ontology annotation, biological process: regulation of exocytosis. The record is from RefSeq and is a predicted model, not a curated record.